AUGAAUUUCAUAAAACGUCCAUUUCAUCAUACGAAUCCAACUUCUUCUACGACGGUACCAACUAAUAUCCGAGAACCACUUACUUUAUCAACUUCAUCGUCAACUACAACGAAACCAGCUGCAUCAUUGACUGGUUCUGUUCGUUUUAAUGAUUUAAUCGCUGCUCAACCGAAAUUUAAUGAUCGCGAAAAAUAUCUUACGGCUAAAUAUCCUCAACAACAAAUGCAAUUGAUACGUAAACGAUUAAAAGUUGAAUUUUGGCUCGAUGAUCAAUUGCGAUUACUUUAUGACAUUAAAGAUGACAAUCCACAAGAAGAUCAUGAUCAUUGUCCAGGUGAUUUAAUUGAUUCUCUGUUAGAUAUUGAUAGUGAAUCACAACGACGUACGUUUCUUCUUGAAAAAUUACGAAAUGUCAAAAAGUCUCGAUCGAUAACAAUGGAAUUCGUCAAUGAAUUAUUGCAUCGUGUUAAAAUGUUGUAA
Molecule: messenger RNA, 480 nt
Organism: Rotaria socialis
Lineage: Eukaryota; Metazoa; Rotifera; Eurotatoria; Philodinida; Philodinidae
Source: the annotation of a GenBank genome assembly